Thlaspi arvense is the source of this 909-nucleotide messenger RNA. The record is from the annotation of a GenBank genome assembly. Lineage: Eukaryota; Viridiplantae; Streptophyta; Magnoliopsida; Brassicales; Brassicaceae.
AUGUGUUACUGUCAUGAUAACAAUAGUAUCACCUGCAAUGGCAGUAGCAUGAUGAGCACCUGCAAUUGCAGUAGCAUGGUGAGCAGGAUUUACGUUGAGGGAUACGACACUUCGCUCUCUGGCUAUGCUUUCGUUGAGGCUAUGAGAGAACACUUGGCUUCAUGUGGAGAGGUGAUACAUGUUCAUAUUCCCGGACAGGACACCGUUUUUGCCUUGGUUUAUCUUCGGGGAGAAGGUGCAGAAGAGAAGGCGUUGAAACUUAGUGGGAGUGACAUGGGAGGACACAAGGUAGUCGCUACGCCUUACCCGUUUCAGGCCACUGACCUUGACCCUGUGCUCUCUCUUACAAGAGACUCAGACAAUAGGCGACAGCUCACGAUGGGAGUUACGGGAUAUGACAUUUCGCUUCCUGUGGAUCAUGUCGAGCGCAUGCUGUUUGAACAUUUCUCUCAAUGUGGAUGUGUCCUGAGUGCUCGUGCUCACGCAGACGAAAGCGAAGGUGUUCUGUCUUCAGCUACCGUUACUUUUCAGGGACAAGCUACCGUAGAGAAGGCGCUGCAACUAUGUGGAUGUGCCGUGGAAGGAUUGGGGAAUAUUCAAGUGACUCGGGUUGCGCCGCCCGAAAAAAAUAUGCUCCCAAUCAUGACGCCACCCUGGAUGUGGACGAGUCGAAGAACGGACGGCAGCUUCAUGCUUCCUCGUCCCAACAUGUACAUGAACUUGAUUCUUGAUCCUGUAUUCUUGGUAACAAAGGAAAACCUCUCGCCAAGGAAGAGUCGAAGAACGGACGGCAGCUUCACGUUUACUCCCCAUCCUCCUCCCCGCAUGCCAAAUAAUGGAGAAGAAAAGAUGACGGCGAGAGAGAAAAAGGAGGCUGCUGUGGCGAAAGUUCUCCUUCUCCUGGAAUAA